AUGUCAGGAGCUUCUGUGAAGGUGGCUGUCCGGGUCAGGCCCUUCAAUUCCAGAGAGACCAGCAAAGAAUCGAAAUGCAUCAUCCAGAUGCAAGGCAACUCAACCAGUAUUAUCAACCCAAAGAACCCCAAGGAAGCACCAAAGUCCUUCAGCUUCGACUACUCCUACUGGUCUCACACCUCGCCUGAUGAUCCCUGCUUUGCGUCUCAGAACCGUGUGUACAAUGAUAUUGGGAAGGAGAUGCUGUUACAUGCCUUUGAGGGCUACAAUGUGUGUAUCUUCGCCUAUGGGCAGACUGGAGCUGGGAAAUCCUACACCAUGAUGGGCAAACAGGAGGAAAGCCAGGCAGGCAUCAUCCCACAGCUGUGUGAAGAACUGUUUGAGCAAAUCAAUGACAACAGUAAUGAGGAGAUGUCCUAUUCUGUGGAGGUCAGUUACAUGGAGAUUUAUUGUGAGAGAGUCAGAGAUUUAUUGAACCCGAAGAACAAGGGGAACUUGCGGGUGCGAGAGCAUCCUCUGCUCGGACCCUAUGUGGAGGACCUGUCCAAGUUAGCAGUCACCUCUUAUACAGACAUUGCAGACCUCAUGGAUGCUGGGAACAAAGCCAGGACCGUGGCAGCUACAAACAUGAAUGAAACAAGUAGCCGCUCUCACGCUGUAUUUACGAUUGUCUUUACUCAGAAGAGACAUGACACAGAAACUGACCUUUGCACGGAGAAGGUCAGCAAGAUUAGCCUUGUGGAUCUAGCUGGGAGUGAGAGAGCAGACUCAACUGGUGCCAAAGGGACUCGCUUAAAGGAAGGAGCGAAUAUCAACAAGUCUCUCACAACACUGGGCAAAGUAAUUUCAGCCUUGGCAGAAGUGGAUAACUGCACCAAUAAGAGUAAGAAGAAGAAGAAGACAGACUUUAUUCCAUACAGGGAUUCUGUGCUAACGUGGCUACUUCGGGAAAAUCUAGGUGGAAACUCCAGAACUGCCAUGGUUGCUGCUCUGAGUCCGGCAGAUAUCAACUAUGAUGAAACUUUGAGCACUUUAAGAUAUGCAGAUCGUGCAAAGCAGAUCAAGUGCAAUGCUGUUAUCAAUGAAGACCCCAAUGCCAAGCUGGUGCGUGAGCUGAAGGAGGAGGUGACGAGGCUCAAGGAUCUCCUGCGUGCCCAAGGGCUAGGAGAUAUUAUUGACAUUGAUUCAAUCGGAGAUGAUUACUCUGGAAGUGGAGGCAAAUAUCUGAAAGAUUUUCAGAACAAUAAACAUAGAUACUUGCUAGCCUCCGAGAAUCAACGCCCUGGCAAUUUUUCCACAGCCUCCAUGGGGUCCCUCAGUGCAUCUCCAUCUUCCUGCUCUCUCAGUAGUCAGGUGGGCUUAACAUCUGUGUCCAGCAUACAGGAGAGGAUCAUGUCUACACCUGGAGGAGAGGAAGCCAUUGAACGUUUGAAGGAAUCAGAGAAGAUCAUUGCAGAGCUGAAUGAGACAUGGGAGGAGAAGCUGCGGAAGACUGAGGCCAUUAGGAUGGAGAGGGAGGCCUUGCUGGCCGAGAUGGGAGUUGCCAUUCGGGAAGAUGGAGGAACACUGGGGGUCUUCUCCCCUAAAAAGACACCUCAUCUUGUGAACCUCAAUGAAGAUCCACUCAUGUCAGAAUGUCUACUUUACUAUAUCAAAGAUGGCAUCACUAGGGUUGGACAGGCAGAUGCCGAGCGGCGACAAGACAUUGUGCUGAGUGGGGCUCACAUUAAAGAGGAACACUGUCUCUUCCGAAGUGAGAGGAACCACAAUGGUGAUGUUAUUGUUACCCUGGAGCCUUGUGAACGGUCAGAAACGUACGUCAACGGCAAGAGGGUUGUACAGCCUGUGCAACUGCGCUCAGGAAAUCGUAUCAUCAUGGGUAAAAAUCACGUUUUCCGAUUCAACCACCCUGAGCAAGCACGAGCAGAGAGGGAGAAGACUCCAUCAGCUGAAACUCCCUCUGAACCUGUAGACUGGACAUUUGCUCAGAGAGAACUCUUGGAGAAACAGGGCAUUGAUAUGAAGCAGGAGAUGGAGAAGAGGUUACAAGAAAUGGAGAUUUUGUACAAGAAGGAGAAAGAGGAAGCAGAUCUCUUGUUGGAGCAGCAGAGGCUGGACUAUGAGAGUAAACUGCAGGCCUUGCAGAAGCAGGUUGAGACGCGAUCCCUAGCUGCUGAGACCACCGAAGAGGAAGAGGAAGAGGAGGAAGUGCCCUGGACUCAGCAUGAAUAUGAACUGGCCCAGUGGGCGUUCAGGAAAUGGAAGUUUCACCAGUUCACUUCAUUAAGGGAUCAGCUCUGGGGCAAUGCAGUCUAUCUGAAAGAGGCCAAUGCAAUCAGCGUGGAAUUAAAGAAGAAGGUGCAGUUUCAGUUUGUCCUGCUGACCAACACACUCUAUUCCCCCCUGCCCCCUGAGCUGCUGCCCAAUGAGACAGAGAAGACUCGGAACAACAGACCUUUCCCUCGGACAGUAGUGGCUGUGGAAGUCCAGGAUCUGAAGAAUGGAGCAACACAUUACUGGUCCCUGGAGAAACUCAAGCAGAGAUUGGAGCAGAUGCGGGAGAUGUAUGACAGGGCUGGAGAAAUGGCGUCCAAUGCCCAGGAUGAGAAUGAGAGUACAAUGACUGGUAGUGACCCCUUCUACGAUCGAUUCCAUUGGUUCAAACUGGUUGGUAGCUCCCCCAUUUUCCAUGGCUGCGUGAAUGAGCGCCUUGCUGACCGCACGCCCUCCCCCACUUUCUCCACGGCUGACUCCGACAUAACCGAACUAGCCGAUGAGCAGCAGGAUGAGAUGGAAGACUUUGAUGAUGAGGCCUUUGUGGAUGAUACUGGCUCCGACGCUGGAACCGAGGAGGGAUCCGACCUCUUCAAUGAUGGGCACGACCCGUUUUACGACCGGUCCCCUUGGUUCAUUUUAGUGGGAAGGGCAUUCGUAUACCUGAGCAAUCUACUAUACCCAGUGCCCCUUAUCCACAGAGUGGCAGUUGUCAGUGAGAAGGGGGAGGUUCGAGGAUUUCUGCGCGUGGCAGUGCAAGCAAUAGCAGCGGAUGAAGAAGCCCCAGAUUAUGGAUCUGGCAUUCGGCAAUCUGGCACAGCUAAAAUUUCUUUUGAUGAUGAAUACUUUAAUAAGAGUGACUUUACUUCAGUUGCAAUGACUCGUUCUGGACUGUCACUAGAAGAACUGAGAAUUGUGGAAGGGCAAGGUCAGAGUUCAGAGGUCAUCACUCCCCCAGAAGAAAUUAACAGAAUGAACGACCUGGACCUGAAGUCAGGCACUUUGUUGGAUGGGAAGAUGGUGAUGGAAGGGUUUACCGAGGAGGUUGGCGACCACCUGAAACUGGGUAGUGUGUUCACCUUCCGUGUGACAGUGCUGCAGGCCAGUGGCAUCCUCCCGGAAUAUGCAGAUAUCUUCUGUCAGUUCAAUUUUUUACAUCGACACGAUGAAGCUUUCUCUACUGAACCUCUCAAAAACAAUGGCCGGGGGAGUCCGCUUGGGUUUUACCAUGUCCAGAAUAUUGCUGUGGAAGUGACAGAAUCUUUUGUGGAGUACAUCAAAACUAAGCCUAUUGUGUUUGAAGUCUUUGGGCACUACCAGCAGCACCCUCUCCAUCUGCAGGGACAGGAUCUCAACAGCCCUCCUCAGCCAUCCCGACGAUUCUUUCCACCUCCCAUGCCACUCUCAAAGCCAGUGCCAGCCACAAAGCUAAACACUAUGAGCAAAACUAACCUGGGCCAGAGCAUGAGCAAAUACGACCUCCUUGUCUGGUUUGAGAUCAGCGAGCUGGAGCCAACAGGAGAAUACAUCCCUGCUAUUGUUGACCACACUGGAGGCUUACCCUGCCAGGGGACGUUCUUGCUUCACCAGGGAAUCCAGCGUAGGAUCACAGUCACCAUUAUCCAUGAGAGAGGCAAUGAAUUGCACUGGAAAGAUGUGCGAGAACUGGUUGUUGGACGCAUCAGAAACAAAGCUGAGGUAGAUGAAGCUGCUGUGGAUGCUAUUCUGUCUUUGAAUAUAAUCUCUGCAAAGUACCUGAAGUCUUCUCACCGCUCCAACAGGACUUUCUAUCGUUUUGAGGCUGUUUGGGAUAGCUCCUUGCAUAACUCCCUCCUCCUCAAUCGAGUGACACCCUAUGGAGAGAAGAUCUAUAUGACCUUGUCUGCAUAUCUGGAGCUUGACCACUGCAUCCAACCAGCUGUGAUUACCAAGGAUGUCUGUAUGGUCUUCUACUCACGAGAUGCCAAGAUCUCACCACCGCGCUCGCUACGCAAUCUCUUUGGCAGCGGCUACUCCAAAUCCCCAGACUCCAAUCGAGUAACUGGAAUCUAUGAGCUGAGUUUAUGCAAAAUGGCAGACACAGGAAGCCCAGGAAUGCAGAGGAGGAGAAGGAAAGUCCUGGAUACGUCUGUGGCAUAUGUCCGUGGGGAAGAGAACCUGGCAGGUUGGAGGCCCCGUGGUGACAGCCUCAUUCUAGAGCACCAGUGGGAACUGGAGAAGCUGGAGCUGCUGCAUGAGGUGGAAAAGACUCGUCACUUCCUGCUACUGCGUGAGAAACUUGGCGACAGCAUCCCCAAAUCCUUGAGUGACUCGCUGUCCCCCAGUCUGAGCAGUGGGACCCUCAGCACCUCCACCAGCAUCUCCUCCCAAAUUUCCACUACCACUUUUGAGAGUGCUGUCACGCCCAGUGAAAGCAGCGGCUAUGACUCUGCAGACAUCGAGAGCCUGGUGGAUAGGGAGAAAGAGCUGGCAACCAAGUGCCUGCAGCUUCUUACCCACACUUUCAACCGUGAAUUUAACCAGGUGUACAACAGCAUCAGUGAUUGUAAGCUAUCUGAUAUCUCUCCAAUCGGGCGGGACCCAUCAGUGUCCAGUUUCAGCAGUGCCACCCUCACACCUUCAUCCACCUGUCCCUCUCUGGCAGAUUCAAGGUGCAAUUCAGUGGAUCAGAAGACUCCAGAAGCAAAUUCCCGUGCCUCCAGCCCCUGCCCAGAGUUGGAACAAUUCCAGCUGGUUACAACAGUGGAAACCUCCUUCCUGGCCAGAGCUGGAAAGAAUGAAUUCCUGAACCUCGUUCCAGAUAUUGAGGAAAUCAGACCUGGCUCUGUGGUCUCAAAGAAGGGGUACCUCCACUUCAAGGAGCCACUCUCCAGCUCCUGGGCCAAGCACUUUGUGAUAGUCCGCCGUCCAUACGUCUUUAUUUACAACAGUGACAAAGACCCUGUGGAGAAGGGGAUCAUAAACCUGUCCACAGCUCAGGUGGAGUACAGCGAGGAUCAGCAGGCAAUGGUGAAGACCCCCAAUACCUUUGCUGUGUGCACAAAGCACCGUGGGGUCCUGCUCCAGGCCAUCAACGACAAAGAUAUGAACGACUGGCUAUACGCCUUCAACCCUCUUCUUGCUGGCACAAUACGGUCAAAACUGGCCCGAAGACGCACGGGCCUGCUGAAUUACUGA
Emys orbicularis (European pond turtle) is the source of this 5451-nucleotide messenger RNA. RefSeq names its product kinesin family member 1B (gene KIF1B). Gene Ontology annotation, molecular function: ATP binding; microtubule motor activity; microtubule binding. Gene Ontology annotation, biological process: microtubule-based movement. The transcript is spliced from 48 exons. The record is from RefSeq and is a predicted model, not a curated record. Lineage: Eukaryota; Metazoa; Chordata; Testudines; Emydidae. Bases 1 to 5451 code for a protein of 1816 amino acids.